Molecule: messenger RNA, 1292 nt
Organism: Saprolegnia parasitica CBS 223.65
Lineage: Eukaryota; Oomycota; Saprolegniomycetes; Saprolegniales; Saprolegniaceae
Product: selenide
Exons: 8
Coding region: 265-1191 (308 amino acids)
Biological process (GO): L-selenocysteine biosynthetic process
Cellular component (GO): cytoplasm
Molecular function (GO): ATP binding; selenide, water dikinase activity
Source: RefSeq, a predicted model, not a curated record
AGUUUGCCUUUUUGGGUGAUGGACGCAGGCGACGACGAUGGCAGCGCGGCCGCGCGGGCCGUCGAGGCCGUCCUUGCGCGCGAGCUCAAGCGGCCCAAGCUGGAGCGUGCGCCCUUCAACCCCACAGACCAUGGGCUGCGCGAAGACUUCCGGCUCACCGACUUUAGCGCGCUGAAAGGCUGAGGCUGCAAGCUACCCCAGGAAAAACUACUCUCCUACAUCUCUGGGAUAGCCAACGACCUCAAACCCAACGAGACGCCGGGCAUGGACUCGAGCGUCGUCAAGAUCAAGCACCCCAAGUUUGGGGACCUCUACAUGAUUUCCACCACCGAUUUCUUCUACCCUCUGGUCCAAGAUCCCUACGUCCAAGGCCGCAUUGCCUGCGCCAACGUGCUCUCGGAUCUGUAUGCGAUGGGCGUCACCGAAGUCGACACGAUGCUCAUGAUCCUCGGCGUUUCGCGCACGAUGACGGACCUCGAGCGCGACGUCGUGACGACGCAGCUCAUCCACGGCUUCAACGACCUUGCUCGCGAAGCUGGCACCAACGUCACGGGCGGCCAGACCGUCAUGAACCCGUGGCCGAUUGUCGGCGGCGUCGCCAUGAGUGUUCGCGCCGAGUCCGAGAUCAUUCGACCGGAAAACGCGACCGCCGGACAAAUGCUCGUGCUCACCAAGCCCCUCGGCACGCAGCUGGCCGUGAACGCGUACCAGAUGAAGGACCAGCCCGCGCGCUGGUCCAAGGUCGAAAGUUUCUUGACGCGGGAGAUGGCCGACCGCGCGUUCAGCGUCGCAUCCGAGUCGAUGAGCCGACUCAACGUCAACGGCGCCAAGCUCAUGCACAAGCACGGCGUGACCUCAGCGACAGACGUCACGGGCUUUGGCAUCCUCGGGCACGCCCAAAACAUGGCAACCUCGCAAAAGGCCGACGUGGAUUUUGAGCUGCACACGCUGCCGGUCAUCAAGGACAUGCUCGCGGUGAACGAGGCGUUCAACGGCCAAUGGCGACUUGAGCUCGGCUUCUCGUCCGAGACGUCGGGCGGUCUCCUUGUCUCGAUCGACGCCGACCGCGCUCAGGCGUUUAUCGACGACUUGGUGGCCCUCGACAUGCAGCCGGCGUGGAUCGUCGGCCGGGUCGUGCAAGGCACCAAGCAAGCGCGGUUGGCGCCGGACGUGACCUUUGUCGAAAUUUAGCUCGAGCGACGAAGAAAGCGGGAGGACGUGUCGGCGCCCGGCCUGGCUUGUUUUUGAGUAGUUCAAGCCGCUGGGUCGCCUUGGUGGCUGCGAAUGACGGG